ACAUGACUAUCUCUCUAUCUCUUUCUCUCCCUCUCAAUUUGAGCUUCCAUGGCCUCCGUUUCUCUCUCAUCGUUCUGCUUAACCCAAAAACCCUCUUCACUAUUCCUCACCUCAACAGAUCGAUCUCUAUUCGCUUCUCACUCUCCCCAAUUCAGGUCAGCAAAGAAAUUUCCAAUUAGGAUUUCUGUUUGUAGGGCUGGUCCUGUUUUCUUUCGCAAUCUCGAUGCUGAUGAUUUUCGCCAUCCUCUUGAUAAGCAGAAUACGAUGCUUUUGAGGGUGAUUCCUGGUCUGGAUGAGCUCGUCAAAUCUCUGUUAGGAACUGUUGCAGAGCAAGUCAUGCUUCUGGAGAAUAUAGGAACAUCUGUUCUUGUUGCUCAAAAUCAGCUCCCUGAGCUCCAUCAAUUAAUGGUUGAAGCUGCGGAAAUACUGAAUGUUGAGGCUCCUAAUCUAUAUGUUCGCCAAAAUCCAGUACCCAAUGCAUACACUUUAGCUAUCAGUGGUAGAAAGCCAUUUGUUGUCGUGCAUACAAGCCUUGUGGAGCUUCUGACUAGAAGGGAGCUACAGGCUGUUUUGGCCCAUGAAUUGGGACAUUUGAAAUGCGAUCAUGGUGUAUGGCUCACUUUUGCAAACAUUCUUACGCUUGGAGCAUAUACCGUUCCUGGUCUCGGUGGCUUACUUGCUCAGCGUUUGGAAGAACAGCUCUUUCGCUGGCUUCGAGCUGCAGAACUAACUUGUGACCGUGCAGCCCUUCUUGUUGCUCAAGAUCCCAAGGUGGUUGUUUCUGUUCUGAUGAAAUUAGCUGGGGGCUGCCCAUCACUCUCUGAUCAACUCAAUGUGGAUGCAUUCUUGGAGCAAGCUCGAUCAUAUGACAAGGCUUCUUCAAGCCCAAUAGGGUGGUAUGUAAGUAAUGCUCAGAAUAGGCAGCUAUCUCAUCCUUUGCCUGUUUUAAGAGCUCGUGAGAUUGAUGAAUGGUCAAGAAGUCAGGAAUACAUAUCCCUUCUAAGACGUGCUACACCAAUCAAGUCUGUAUAGAUCGUGUAAAAUUGGGCAAAUUUAGGUGCUAAAAUUCAUAGCAGCAUGAAUCAGUACAGGACUGAAUACAAUACAGAAGCCAGGCCUUGACAAAAUUCAUUUUUAUUGGUUGGGAAGGCCUUAUUAUCUCCAUCUUAUAAUCGGAUCAUCAUAUAAUCUCUUCUUUGCUUAUCAGCUUAUUUGAACCACCAAGGGAGAUGUCUCAUCGAAGUUUGAAACUCGGAAUAUGUUGUAGUACACCAUUCUCCUUUGUAGGGAUUGUAUAAUCAUGACCUGUGUGUGUUUGCAACAUGUAAAUUGUAAAAAUUGAGUUUGCUGGUGUCAUUUUGUCAUCCGACUAAAGGCUUUCAAGGUA
Messenger RNA from Telopea speciosissima, 1387 nucleotides. RefSeq names its product protease HtpX homolog. Bases 49 to 1032 code for a protein of 327 amino acids. Lineage: Eukaryota; Viridiplantae; Streptophyta; Magnoliopsida; Proteales; Proteaceae. Gene Ontology annotation, molecular function: metalloendopeptidase activity. Gene Ontology annotation, cellular component: endoplasmic reticulum membrane. The record is from RefSeq and is a predicted model, not a curated record. The transcript has 9 exons. Gene Ontology annotation, biological process: CAAX-box protein processing.